Cyclocybe aegerita is the source of this 2202-nucleotide messenger RNA. Lineage: Eukaryota; Fungi; Basidiomycota; Agaricomycetes; Agaricales; Hemipholiotaceae. The record is from the annotation of a GenBank genome assembly.
AUGGGUUCUGGAAAAGGCCCUGGCUUCCCAGACGACCAGAAGGCAUGGAUCAAGAAGAGAAUCCCAGAUUAUCUCACAAAAACUGCAGUUGGGAAGAAGAGUGUUGUUGGCCAGCCACUUCCGAAAGAUGACCCUGACCUCAAAGAAUGGGUCAAGGAGCGUCUUCAAGAGUUUGAACAGCAGUUUGCGGAUAACUUGAAAGCGGACAUCGAUGCGGGGAAGACAACGGCUGCCAUUGCUCGUACCAACUUCAGUACCUAUUUUCGUAACCAGAAACACCGCCAGAAGGUGAAGGUCGACAAGGCCACCGCCAAGCAAGUUCAGAAGUACCUGCCCCAAGGAACCGUCACGGCGCAUGCUGUCACACCGUCUGACGACGAGAGUGACUCGGACUCGACCACUACUCCUUCACUGCCCACAGCCAAAGAUGUCGACGAACUUUGGUCUACGGUUUUCAAGCGUACUCAACUUACUGGCUGCUACCUCCACGAUCGCGAGCAUGCUGACCAAGUCAAUGCCGAAGUCAACAAAGUCCGCAAGGCAACCGACACCAGUCAUCACAAGCACGCUGGAAUGUGGCAAACACGCAUGAAGGAGUUAUGGGAGGGUCUUGACGAGGAUGAACAAGCAGACUGGGAGGAAAAGGCAGCAACACUUAGGGCAGCUCAGAAGGAGGGGCAAAUAUACCGAAAUCAAGCCCUCCUUUAUGAGACUGUCGCCGCAUUACUUACCAGCCUUGUUGGUACUUCGGAGGAUGGAAAGUACACGAUUGGAAAUGCACGCUUCCAUCUCCUGUACACAUAUCGUGAUUGCAAUGAAGUGCUCAAAACUGGCUGUGUCAACGCAUACAAGGGCGACAUUGGUCAAGCCUCCUUCGAAUCGUUUCUGGAAUCCUAUUCUGAGAGUGUUAUGCGGCCCUGGUUCGAUUGCUGCAAGGACACCGUCGAUGUCAAUCAGAAGUCUGGCCCGUUUGAACGCGACGUAAAUGGGUAUCCGAUAUGGCCAGAAGGGUUGGAGAAUGAUCUCACGUUGGAGCGGCUUCGAGCAAUGCUCGCAGAGUUUGUUGAGGUGCAAUGGGCUUCAAGUUGGUCAUUUGAUGGCCAUCCUUUCCGCUGGGACAGUUCUGACAUGCAGGCCACGCUGGUCGACUCAAAUCUCCCCCUCUUGAAUCCGCAAACUUCGCCCUUGAAUUCGGUCUUUCAACUCCUGACCUUUAUCAAGGACAACCAGGCAACGACCCUCGCUGUUCAGCUAUUCAAAAAAUCCCCGACAUCAGUUUCGACAGGAGACCUGCAAACUUCCCCCGCCGGCACCAAAAGCCCGAUUUCAACGCCAUCGUCAAUACACCCGGAAACGACUGUUAGGAACAAGUCACCACCUACCUUGGCCACGACACACGCUAGAGCUUCGGCAACCACCAUGACCACCAGCCCACAAAUACUUCUGCCCGCCCCUGCGCUACCUACCACCCCGGCGAUGCACGCAGAAGUGACAGGGACUUUGCCAAACGCGGGAAAAAAUGCGUCACCACCCAUUGCCACUCCUGCCACACAGGCGACCAGCCCACCCAUGCCUGCCGCCACGGAUAUGACACAAGCCAUUUCAGCUGCAGACGAUAUGCCCCCAGCAGGCUCAGUUGUACCUGUAUAUGCCAAUACGACGAGCCCAUGCACCGCUUUGCCAUCUAGCAUCGCCGACUCGAUAGCGGCAGCUCUCCCCGGGCUUCUGUUGGCCCCGCCUUUCGCUCCAGCGCCGACAUCUGCGUCGGCAAUUGGUCUCUCGGUUGACGGUGGGGGGAAGAGGCGUCGAAAAAAGGGAGAUGAAGUCGGAGAGGGAGGCGGAACUAAAAAGCGUCGUACCGAAGUCCAAUUGACCCAGGAACCCAGGCGAAGCACGCGCAAGGUGCUUGCGUCUUCCACCCCCUCGACCUCUGUUGACGAGAAAUCCGAAGCAACACCAUCGACAGCGGCUACGACUGAUGCAGGAGACACUGGUCAGAAGGGCCACAAGAAGUCGAAGUUUUGGUACUAUGCUCAGAAGAUUGCCACGAACACUCCUUGGCUCUUGCGCUGCCCCCGACACCUCCCUCAAACCCCUAACUUGAACACCCUGCCCAAACGCUAUGUUCAAAUGCUUCAUUCAAAUGAUUGCUCAAACACCCAACCACUCCUUCGCUCCGACGACAUUCACCACCUCGUUUGA